Messenger RNA from Jaculus jaculus (lesser Egyptian jerboa), 4487 nucleotides. RefSeq names its product Rho GTPase activating protein 23 (gene Arhgap23). Bases 93 to 4487 code for a protein of 1464 amino acids. Gene Ontology annotation, molecular function: protein binding. The record is from RefSeq and is a predicted model, not a curated record. Gene Ontology annotation, biological process: signal transduction. The transcript is spliced from 24 exons. Lineage: Eukaryota; Metazoa; Chordata; Mammalia; Rodentia; Dipodidae.
GGGUGCAGCUGCCUGGCCAGGGCGCAUGGAGGGGCCGCCGCCCCCUGAGCCCCCCGGGGCUGUCGCGCCCAGGACGGCAUAGCGGUCGCAGCAUGGAGCAGCUGCCACUGGGCCCGAGAGAUGGGUGCUCUCCUGGGCGCCCUCUCCCCUGGCAGGGGCCAAGGACGCUGCUGCUGCACAAAAGUCUCCAGGAUGGCUUUGGUUUCACCCUGCGCCACUUCAUCGUGUACCCGCCCGAGUCAGCUGUGCACUGCAGCCUAAAGGAGGAAGAGAAUGGAGGCCGAGGCCGCGGAGGAGGACCCUCCCCUCGGCACCGUUUGGAGCCUAUGGACACCAUCUUCGUCAAGAAUGUGAAGGCUGGUGGCCCCGCCCACAGGGCGGGUCUCCGCACAGGAGACCGGCUGGUGAAGGUGAAUGGGGAAAGUGUCCUUGGGAAGACCUACUCCCAGGUCAUAGCUCUGAUUCAGAACAGCGACGACACCCUAGAGCUUUCUAUCAUGCCCAAGGAUGAGGACAUCCUCCAGCUGGCCUACUCCCGGGACGCCUACCUGAAGGGGAACGAGCCGUAUUCUGGAGAGGCACGCAGCAUCCCAGAACCUCCUCCACUCUGUUACCCACGGAAGACGUAUGCCCCGCCAGCCCGGGCCUCUGCCUGGGCCACUAUGGUGCCUGAGCCCAUGUCAGCACUGCCCACAGACCCCCGGAGUCCUGCUGCUUGGAGUGACCCAGGGUCGCGUGUCCCACCCGUUGUCCGUGCCCACCUGGACAGUUCUUCGUUGGGGAUGAGCCAGCCUCACCCAAGCCCUGGUGCCUUUCCCCACCUCCCUUCGGAGCCCCGGACUUCCCGUGCCUUCCCGGAGCCCAGCAACCGGGUGUUGCCAAGCAGGCUGGAGUGUCAGCAGGCUCUGUCACACUGGCUGUCAACCCAAGUACCCCGCAGGGCAGGGGAGAGACGGUGCCCAGCCAUGCCACCCCGAGCCCGCAGCGCCUCCCAGGACCGGUUGGAGGAUGUGACUACCCAUCGCCCAUGGCCCUGCUCCACCUCCCAGGAUGCCCUGACCCAGCUAGGGCAGGAGGGCUGGCACCGAGCUCGCUCAGAUGAUUACCUGAGCCGGACCACCCGUUCUGCUGAGGCACUGGGGCCAGGAGCUCUGGUGUCACCUCGCCUCGAGCGCUGUGGCUGGGCUUCUCAGCGUCCAUCUGCCCGCACUUCUGCCUGCCCCUCUCGGGACCUGCCAGGGCCCCAGGCCCCUCCCCCACCUGGCCUGCAAGGACUAGAUGACAUUGGGUACAUUGGCUACCGGAGCUAUAGCCCAUCAUUCCAGCGCCGGACUGGCCUCCUGCAUGCACUCUCCUUCCGGGACUCACCCUUUGGGGGGCUUCCCACCUUCAACUUGGCCCAGUCCUCUGCAUCAUUCCCACCAGAGGCCUCAGAACCACCUAGGGUCGUCCGGCCAGAACCCAGCACCCGGGUCCUGGAGCCUCCCGCAGAGGACCACCGUGAUGAAGUGGUCCUGAGGCAGAAGCCUCCAACGGGCCGCAAGGUCCAGCUGACCCCAGCAAGGCAGAUGAACCAUGGAUUUGGUGAUGAGUCCCCAGAGCCAGAGGCCAGUGGGCGAGGGGAACGCCAGGCCCGGAAGGUGGCCCCUUUGACCACUACAGAAGACUCUCUGGCUUCCAUCCCCUUCAUUGAUGAGCCCACCAGCCCCAGCAUUGACCUUCAGGCCAAGCACGUCCCUGCCUCUGCAGUGGUCUCCAGUGCCAUGAACUCUGCCCCUGUCCUGGGCACCAGCCCAUCCUCACCAACCUUCACCUUUGCCCUAAGCCGCCAUUACUCCCAGGACUGCAGCAGCAUCAAAGCUGGCCGCCGCUCCUCCUACCUGCUGGCCAUCACCACCGAGCGUUCCAAGUCCUGCGACGACGGGCUCAACACCUUCCGGGACGAGGGACGAGUGUUGAGGCACCUGCCCGCCCGCGUGCCCAGCCUGCGGAUGCUGCGGAGCUUCCUCACCGACGGGUCUCUGGAUAGCUGGGGUACGUCUGAAGAUGCAGAUGCUCCCUCCAAGCGACAUUCGACCUCUGACCUCUCAGAUGCAACCUUCAGUGAUAUCAGGAGAGAAGGCUGGUUGUAUUAUAAGCAGAUCCUCACCAAGAAAGGGAAGAAAGCGGGCGGCGGCCUGCGCCAGUGGAAGCGGGUCUACGCCGCGCUGCGGGCGCGCUCCCUCUUGCUGAGCAAGGAGCGGCGGGAGCCCGGGCCGGCGGUGGCGGGGGCUGCGGCGGCCGGCGCAGGUGAGGACGAGGCAGCGCCCGUCUGCAUCGGCUCCUGCCUGGUGGACAUCUCCUACAGCGAGACCAAGAGGAGGCACGUGUUCCGGCUGACCACCGCUGACUUCUGUGAAUAUCUCUUUCAGGCUGAGGACCGGGAUGACAUGCUGGGCUGGAUCAGAGCGAUCCGGGAAAACAGCAGGGCCGAGGGCGAGGACCCCGGCUGUGCCAACCAAGCUCUGAUCAGCAAGAAGCUUAAUGAUUACCGCAAAGUGAGCCAUAGCUCUGGACCCAAAGCUGAUUCCUCCCCAAAAGGCUCUCGGGGCCUGGGGGGCCUCAAGUCUGAGUUCCUCAAGCAGAGUGCUGCACGUGGCCUCAGGACUCAGGAGCAGCCCGCGGGGAACAAGGAUGACAGUGCUGCAGCGCCCAAAGCCCCCUGGGGCAUCAGCAUUAUCAAGAAGAAUAAGAAGACUUCCCCAAGGGCAUUUGGGAUCCGUCUGGAGGAGUGCCAGCCCGCCAUAGAGAACCAGCACGUCCCCCUGAUUGUGGCUGCCUGCUGCCGCAUUGUGGAGGCGCGGGGGCUGGAGUCCACCGGCAUUUACCGGGUGCCUGGCAACAACGCCGUGGUGUCCAGCCUGCAGGAGCAGCUCAACCGUGGCCCUGGCGACAUCAACCUGCAGGACGAGCGCUGGCAGGACCUCAAUGUGAUCAGCAGCUUGCUCAAGUCCUUCUUCCGAAAGCUGCCUGAGCCCCUCUUCACUGAUGACAAAUACAACGACUUCAUUGAGGCCAAUCGCAUUGAAGACUCGAGGGAGCGGAUGAAAACAUUACGGAAAUUGAUCCGGGAUCUCCCAGGACACUACUAUGAAACGCUCAAAUUCCUUGUGGGCCAUCUCAAGACCAUUGCAGAUCACUCUGAGAAAAACAAGAUGGAACCUCGAAAUCUGGCCCUGGUGUUUGGACCGACGUUGGUGAGAACAUCUGAGGACAAUAUGACAGACAUGGUGACCCACAUGCCUGACCGCUACAAGAUCGUGGAGACCCUGAUACAGCAUUCAGACUGGUUCUUCAGUGAUGAUGAGGACAAAGGAGAGAGAACCCCUGUGGAUGACAAGGAGCCACAGUCAGUACCCAACAUCGAGUAUCUCCUGCCCAACAUUGGCAGGACCGUGCCACCCAGUGAUCCAGGCUCAGAUUCCACCACCUAUAGUUCAGCCAAGUCCAAGGGUUCGUGGACGCCCAAGAAAGAGCCCUAUGCGCGGGAGAUGCUGGCGAUCUCCUUCAUCUCGGCGGUCAACCGCAAGCGGAAGAAGCGGCGGGAGGCGCGGGGGCUGGGCAGCAGCACGGACGACGACUCCGAGCAGGAGGCGCACAAGGCCGCGGCGGGGCCGCCAGGGACGCAGGAGCCUCCCGAGGAGCAGCCGCCAGGGCCCGCCGCGCCGGAGACCCCCGGGCGCCUCAGCCCCCCGGCGGCGCCCGAGGAGCGGCCGGCCGCGGACACGCGCUCCAUCGUCUCGGGCUACUCCACCCUGUCCACCAUGGACCGCAGCGUGUGCUCGGGCGCCGGGGGCCGACGGGCGGGCGCGGGGGACGAGGCGGACGACGAGCGCAGCGAGCUGAGCCACGUGGAGACGGAGACGGACACGGAGGCGGGCGCGGGCCCCGGGGGCCGCCCGGGCCGCCGCCCGUCCUUCAGCUCGCACCACCUCAUGCCCUGCGACACGCUGGCGCGCCGCCGCCUGUCCCGCAGCCGCGCCGACGGCGAGGCGGCGGGCGCGCGCUCCCCCGAGCCGCCGGGCGGCGGCUCCGCCUCGUCCAGCAGCCAGGAGUCGCUGCGGCCCGCGGCGGCGCUCGGUUCGCGGCCCUCGCGCAUGGAGGCGCUGCGCCUGCGCCUGCGCGGCACCGCCGACGACCUGCUGGCCGUGCGGCUGAGGCGGCCGCUGUCGCCCGAGACGCGGCGGCGCCGGAGCAGCUGGCGGCGCCACACGGUGGUGGUGCAGAGCCCGCUCACCGACCUCAACUUCAACGAGUGGAAGGAGCUGGGCGGGGCGGGCCCGGCCGAGGCCGCGCGCGGCGACAACAAGGACUCGGGCCUCAGCAGCCUGGAGUCCACCAAGGCGCGGGCCUCGUCCGCCACCUCGCUGCCGCCCGCCGAGCCGGGGCCUCUGCAGGAGCCGCCCCCGCGCCGCGCGGCCGCCGCCCGCCUCCACCAGCGUCUGUGA